Messenger RNA from Musca vetustissima, 305 nucleotides. RefSeq names its product histone H2A-like. Gene Ontology annotation, cellular component: nucleosome. Gene Ontology annotation, molecular function: protein heterodimerization activity; structural constituent of chromatin; DNA binding. The record is from RefSeq and is a predicted model, not a curated record. The transcript has a single exon. Lineage: Eukaryota; Metazoa; Arthropoda; Insecta; Diptera; Muscidae. Bases 59 to 277 code for a protein of 72 amino acids.
UUAUCAUUCUGUGUUUUUCAGUGCUAAGUGAAGUGUUUAAAAAUAAAAUAAAGUGAAAAUGUCUGGUCGUGGUAAAGGUGGCAAAGUUAAGGGAAAGGCAAAGUCCCGUUCCAAUCGUGCUGGUCUUCAAUUCCCCGUCGGUCGUAUUCAUCGUUUGGCCAUCCGUAAUGACGAAGAAUUGAACAAAUUGUUGUCUGGUGUUACUAUCGCCCAAGGUGGUGUAUUGCCAAACAUCCAAGCUGUUCUCUUGCCCAAGAAGACCGAAAAGAAAGCCUAAAUUAUUGCGAAAGGUAUUAUGGAGUGAA